AUGGACCUCCCUACCUGCUCGCUGCUUGUGCUCGAGUCCAAGAUCUGGACGGGUGUGGCCAAGGCGCCAUGGGCGAGUGCGCUUGCAACGGCCGGCGACCGAAUUAUUGCUGUGGGCGAUGAUGGCGAUGCUGUGAUUGCUGCUCUGGCGCUGGCGCUUGGACUUGAUGGUGCGGAUGCGAGCGAGGCUGCGGUGGUUGCAGCGGGUGCUCGCGUCCUUCGUCAUGUGCCGAUGGUGGUCCCAGGCUUUAUCGACUCGCACGUCCACUUUCUUGACGGCGGCUUUCGGCUUUCGUCGGUGCAGCUCCGUGGCGUGGCGUCCAAAGACGCGUUUGUUGCAGCAGUUGCGGCGUUUGUGGCGCGGGUGCCCGAGGGUGGGUGGAUGACUGGCGGAGAUUGGGAGUAUGCUGCGCUGGGCGCGCUGCCAAACGCAUCGUGGAUCGAUGAGGUGACCGGCUCGACGCCGGUCUUUCUCUCGCAGGCCGAUGGGCACAUGGCGGUGGCGAACUCGGCAGCGAUGGCGCUGGCAGGGAUCACGGCCGAGACGGCGGAUAUCGACGGUGGAGUGAUCGAGCGAGAGACGGGCUCUGGCGUGCCGACGGGGCUCUUCCGCGACAACGCCAUGUCGCUGGUGCAGAACGCGAUGAGCUUUCCGCCGGCGGCGGCGACGACUGCAGCACUGGAAGCAGCCAUGGCGUACGUGGCCGAGCAGGGCGUGACGUCUGUGGUGGACAUGGGAGUCGAUGUAGGCAUUCCCAGUCAAAAGCUCGAGGGCAUCGACGUGAUGCGAGCGGCGCACGCCGAGGCGCGGCUGCGGACCAGGGUCUACGCCGCCAUCCCGCUGCCCAAGUGGGAGCAGCUGGCACCAGGCACAUCGCUGGCAGUCGAGCUGGCAGUCGAGACCAACGACUCACCGUGGCUCACCUUUGGCUCGCUCAAGGGCUUUAUGGACGGCUCGCUCGGCUCGCACACGGCGCUUUUCCGCGAACCGUUCAGCGACAGCGACGAUGGCUCGCGCGGGCUGGCGCUCUUUCCGCGCGAGCAAAUGCGCGACUGGAUCGUGGCUGCCGACGCCGCCGGGCUGCACGUCAUGGUCCAUGCCAUCGGCGACGAGGCAGUCUCACAGCUGCUCGACAUCUUUGAGGAGGCUGUGGCCGUCAACGGUAAGCGCGAUCGGCGGUUCCGCAUCGAGCACGCGCAGCACUUUCUGUCGGAAGACGUGGCGCGUGCGGCGGCGCUAGGCGUCAUCGCAUCGAUGCAACCGACGCAUGCGACCGACGACGGGCGCUGGGCCGAGGCAGUCAUCGGCCAGGAGCGGUGUAAGCUAGCGUUUCCCUGGAACUCGCUCGCCAACGCCGGCAUCAAGCUUGCCUUUGGCUCGGACUGGUUCGUGGCGCCACCGCUUCCGCUCGAGGGUAUCUACGCCGCAGUUGCCCGGCGAGUUGCCGGCAACGACGGCAUUGGCAAGCCGAGCUGGAUUCCAGAGCAGUGUAUUGAUGUCGAGACUGCGCUGCGAUCGUACACUGUCGACGCCGCGUACGCCACCUUUGACGAGGCCCACAAAGGCAAGCUCGCAGCAGGCAUGCUCGCCGACCUGGCUUUCCUCGACACCGAUCUCUUUGCCGUUGACGAUGCCGAGGCCAUCCGCUCCGCACGAGUGGAUCUCACGGUUGUCGGAGGGACCAUUGUCUUUGAUCGGACUGUGUCGCACUCGUCGGACUUUCUAGAAGGUCACUUUCCGGACGAGCCCAUCGUGCCGGGCGUGUACCUUACCGAGGCUGCUAUUCAGACCGGAGCGGCGGCGGCUGUGGCGGCGGCCGAGGCAGUGGGUGCUCGCAUCGCUGCGCUCUCGGUCUCUCGGCUGGCAUCGGUCCGCUUCCGCGCUCCGGUGCUGCCGGGACAUGUGCUGGAGACAGAGGUGAAGCUGACGGCCGAGGAGAGUGGCGGCGAUGUCGCAUCGGCCAUCCACGCCGCUCUGCCGGACGGACGCAUGGCCAUGACGGCGGUGGCGACGAUGGCGGUGGAAAGCGCUGUGGCCGCCGAAGCGGUAGUAGUGUUUAAGGCUGCUGUUGCCCGUCAGGCCGUGGAGCAUCCUGAGUUGGGCGAUCUGACCCAGUUUGCUGCACCUGACUCACCGGAGCUUCAACAGUGGAUGGAGGACUUUCUGCCUAACUGGUCCCCGGAUACCAUCCCUGCGCGCUCUAGCGACGGCGACGGCAAGGGCUGAACCAUCCCCGCGGUAUCCUGAUAGAGGCAGUGGCGGGAGACGG
Messenger RNA from Thecamonas trahens ATCC 50062, 2269 nucleotides. RefSeq lists its product as uncharacterized. Gene Ontology annotation, molecular function: hydrolase activity, acting on carbon-nitrogen (but not peptide) bonds. The record is from RefSeq and is a predicted model, not a curated record. NCBI's taxonomy places the organism in Eukaryota, Apusomonadida, Apusomonadidae. The coding region runs from base 1 to 2226 and encodes 741 amino acids. The transcript has 2 exons.